This is a messenger RNA of Linum tenue, 1091 nucleotides long. The record is from the annotation of a GenBank genome assembly. Lineage: Eukaryota; Viridiplantae; Streptophyta; Magnoliopsida; Malpighiales; Linaceae.
UGCUUAUAUUUCAGAAUAGCCCAAUUAGCUUUAAGACUGUUAAGGCCCAGCUCAUAACGGGCGGCAGAUCUCAGAGCUUAAACUUCCUCCGGUAUUCUCGGCCGUUGAUCCGGCCAUAUGAUCUUGUUAACCUAAGUUGGACCCUCCACCGGCCAAAAACCCUAAUGCUACCGAGAACCUCCAGCUUAUAAAUAUCGAUAGAACUACAUCCCUCAAUUUCUAACACUCCGAACCCUCGGCGGCUAAGGGAAUCCUCCACGAAGGUCAAAAAGAGGUGAGCGAAAAUGGCGGUUCCAUUGCUGACGAAGAAGAUCAUCAAGAAGAGGGUCAAGAAGUUCAAGAGGCCCCAGUGUGACAGGAGAAUCACCGUGAAGGAGAACUGGCGUAGGCCAAAGGGUAUCGAUUCCAGGGUUCGCAGAAAGUUCAAGGGAGUUACCUUGAUGCCCAACAUUGGUUACGGUUCAGACAAGAAGACUAGGCACUACCUUCCCAAUGGCUUCAAGAAGUUCGUUGUCCACAACGUGAAAGAGCUCGAAGUGUUGAUGAUGCACAACAGGACUUACUGUGCUGAGAUUGCACAUGAUGUGUCAACCAAGAAGAGGAAAGAGAUUGUGGAGCGAGCUGCUCAGCUCGAUGUUGUUGUUACCAACAAGUUGGCCAGGCUGCGCAGCCAGGAGGAUGAGUGAACUGGGUUAUAAUUAGUGGAAUCUGAGUUUGUUGAGUUUGUACUUGAGGAGAUUUGCUACCGACUCUAUUGCUAGUUUCUCUGUAUGGGAUGGUUUUAAUCCGUUACUCUUGGAUAUCAAAGAGGUACACUUUUGGAAAGUUGUAUGAAGUUUUGCAAAUCGUGCUUUUCUAUUUUCUGGUCAGGUAAAUGCAUGUCAUAUGUUAAUAUAUGAAGAUUCAGGUAAGACUAUCACAUAUUUGAGUGGCUAGAGGUAAAAUAGGUAAUUGUGGCCAAUUUGUAUAUAAUCUAUAAAUCCUUCACUAUAAUGUUCAAUUAAGCUAAUUCAAUUAACUUCAUCAAAUUCAUUAAUUUCAAUCUAGUUAUUCCAAAUUCAAUAAAUUGUGAAUUAUAUUUUGGUACUAGA